Molecule: messenger RNA, 2869 nt
Organism: Thalassophryne amazonica
Lineage: Eukaryota; Metazoa; Chordata; Actinopteri; Batrachoidiformes; Batrachoididae
Gene: lin54
Product: lin-54 DREAM MuvB core complex component
Exons: 14
Coding region: 153-2585 (810 amino acids)
Biological process (GO): regulation of DNA-templated transcription
Cellular component (GO): nucleus
Source: RefSeq, a predicted model, not a curated record
AAGGCGUGGUCGCGCUGUGAAAUGUCAGGGUGGAAUGGCGCUCGGCGCGGUAUUUUGAACAAUCGCUUCUUCCUUUCCUGUCUAAAUCUGGUAACGUUGACCUGCGUGGGAAAAAAACAUCGGCUUUAGCAUUGAGCUGAGAGUUUGCAAACAUGGAUGUUGUCUCGCCAGAAGUCAACAGCCACCUUCCUGAUGAGAUUAUGGAUACAGAAGGGAUAGAGGACAUCCCUCCCUCGGAAUCUGAAAGCAUCACAGUCCAGUCAGAGCCCAGUGACAUCACACCAAUCCCGAUGGAAACAGAUAUACCCAUUGUUGCAGAAAAUGUGAGUCUGUGUUCUGUCCCUGCUCCAACAGAACUCACAAAGUCUGUGACUCUCAACACCAUCACAGACUCAAAAGGUGGCAUCAGUUCUGGAAGUCAGCUUUCUGUCUUACUGUCCAGUACAUCAUCAUCCCUUGUCACUGUCAAACCUGCCUUGGCCACUUCCACAGCAAUCACCAAAAUUACAAACAGUGUGACAGGAACUACAGUCUCCACAAGUGGACUAAAGAUCUCAGCUCCCUUUCCAAUCUCUGCUGCAAACCACCAGAUCAUCCUCAACAAGGUGGCUUCAUCUCAAGCAGCAAAGUCUGCUGGUACAACACCUCAGGUCAUCAAGCAUGAAGGACAAAAAGUUUUGGUUACACAAAUAGGAAAGUCUGGGCACCCCAUAGUGCUGCACUUACCCCAUGCUGCCAACAAGCCUGGAGUGACGCAAACAUCAGGAGAUACAAAGUCCCAAACACAGUUUAAGGUGGUGACAAUUGGGGGGAGAUCUGAACUCAAGCCAGUGAUGGGAAGUGCUGCCAACCAGGUGACCACAUUACAGGCCCAGCAGCUGAAGACCCUGCAGGUUACAUCUAAUGUUAUUAUUGCUAAGAAAACACCACCAUCCUCAGCUGCACCAAUCAAAUUUAUCAUCACGAAAACGGUGAACACCAAAGGUCUCAGUACGCAGACAGCAGUGUCUCCUGUCAUUGCCGGACGUGUACUAACUCAGAAUUCCUCUGCAAUUCCACCAAAGACCAUCACAAUUUCUGAGCCUCACACCACCAGCAUCCAGAGUAUCUCUGGCAAAAAAAUAGCCAUUUCACCACUUAAGACUCCCACCAAGGUGACUGUGGUAUCUGUAGCUUCCCCAACCUCCGGUGCUCCUCCAAAGUCUGUGGCACUGCCCAUCAACGUAGCCCUUGGUCAACAGAUCCUUGCAGUUCAACACUCUACAUCUGCGUCUCCAGUCAAGGUGGCCACAAGUCAGUCAUCUGCACAGAGCAUUAAGCCGGUGCAGGCUGUGGGAGGAGUCAGCAACUCCCAGUUCAAGACCAUCAUCCCUCUUGCCACGCAGCCCAAUAUACAGCAGAUUCAGGUGCCAGGUAGCAGGUUCCACUACGUCCGCCUCGUCACAGCGACCACAGCUGCUAGUACCGGACAGCCCGGUUGUGCCAGCACCAGCUCCACACAAACAGCUAAGCCUGUGGUGGUCGGCACAGGAGCAGUGAGGAUGUCCGUCCCAAUUGUUUCAGCACAAACCAUAAAGCAGGUGGCACCCAAGCCCUUGACAUCAGCAGCGCAGGUGGUGACGACCCCUCAGACACAGCAACGCCUGAUCAUGCCUGCAACUCCACUACCCCAGAUCCAGCCCAAUUUCACCAACCUUCCACCAGGCACGGUCCUGGCACCAGCUCCGGGCUCCGGGAAUGUCGGCUAUGCAGUCGUGCCAGCUCAAUAUGUCACACAGCUCCAACAGGCGCCAUUUGUGACCUUAGCCAGCAGUUCCAAUUUCCCCACGUCCACUGCUAUCCAGACUCAGGCCAGACUGCCACUCAAUGGCUUAUCAGCAGAAACAACAUCAAGACCAAGGAAACCCUGCAACUGCACCAAGUCACAGUGUCUCAAACUGUACUGUGACUGCUUUGCAAAUGGAGAAUUCUGCAAUAACUGUAACUGCACUAACUGCUUCAAUAACCUGGAGCAUGAAACAGAGCGUCUCAAAGCUAUAAAGACGUGUCUGGACCGGAACCCAGAGGCCUUCAAACCUAAAAUUGGUAAAGGCAAAGAGGGCGAGUCAGAUCGGCGACACAGUAAAGGGUGCAACUGCAAACGUUCAGGCUGCCUGAAGAACUACUGCGAGUGCUAUGAGGCAAAGAUCAUGUGUUCUUCCAUUUGCAAAUGCAUCGGCUGCAAAAACUUUGAGGAGAGUCCGGAGAGGAAGACACUGAUGCACUUGGCCGAUGCAGCAGAAGUGAGGGUGCAGCAGCAGACUGCAGCCAAGACUAAACUCUCAUCACAAAUCUCAGAUCUGCUCAUGAGGACGACACCCAUCAUUUCCAGUGGAGGCGGGAGGUUGCCGUACACGUUUGUGACAAAGGAGGUGCUUGAAGCGACUUGCGAGUGUUUGCUGGAACAGGCCAAACAGGCCGAGCUGAGUCACCAGCCUCAGGCUGAGGCAGAAAGAAUGAUCCUGGAGGAGUUUGGGCACUGUCUCAUGAGGAUAAUCAGCUCCGCAGGGAAAGCCAAAGCAGACUGCGCCUCCAUCAACUGCUAGGACGAGUGCUCUGAUUCUGUCUGCCCUCCAGCCACCACAGCCGCUCCUCCUGAGAGACACGGACCCUCGCCGCCUCUCGCUCCUGUAGGGGAGCAGGACGUCUCAUCACAAGGCUGAACAAUGACCUGCCGAGGCAAAGCUGAAAGACAGCUGGAAAAACAAACCGAACAGUCAUUUGCACCGUUCACCAACUUUGUAAGCAACUUAUUGAAGGACAAAUGGACGGAGAAAGCAACUCUGAUUGUCUUUAAAAUUAUCACACGUUGAUCAGGCUGUGACUGACA